AUGCCUAAAGCCGUGAAGGGAGCCCUGCUUCAGUGUGAUCCGCCCCAAAUGGCCAUGGUGCGGAAGAUUGACCGCGAGUCCAACAAUGCCUACAUUAUUGAAGAAAUCGAUGAUCAUACCUGUUUGGUGAAGGAGAACAAGGUCGAGGAAAUUAAGACCAAGGUCAAAGAACUGAUGGACACAGCCAUGGGGAUGGAUGACGAGGACAAUGACGACAAAGACAGUGACCUGGAUUGA
Rhinocladiella mackenziei CBS 650.93 is the source of this 237-nucleotide messenger RNA. RefSeq lists its product as uncharacterized. The transcript has a single exon. Gene Ontology annotation, biological process: nucleotide-excision repair, preincision complex assembly; transcription by RNA polymerase II; nucleotide-excision repair. The record is from RefSeq and is a predicted model, not a curated record. Lineage: Eukaryota; Fungi; Ascomycota; Eurotiomycetes; Chaetothyriales; Herpotrichiellaceae. Gene Ontology annotation, cellular component: transcription factor TFIIH holo complex; transcription factor TFIIH core complex. Bases 1 to 237 code for a protein of 78 amino acids.